Coregonus sp. 'balchen' is the source of this 5936-nucleotide messenger RNA. Lineage: Eukaryota; Metazoa; Chordata; Actinopteri; Salmoniformes; Salmonidae. The record is from the annotation of a GenBank genome assembly.
GUGAUACAGUAGCUCACUACAACCUGUCUUCUCGUAGCUACUCGGUCUGGUCUUGCGAUUAAAAAGGUAACAAUUUUCCUGUAGGAAUUUGCAACGUAUCAGUAGCUACAGUAGCCCUAUUGCUCAACAGAUUAUAAUGACAGCCAACCCUUGGAUUGAAGUGAAAUGACAGUCGUUUAUUUGUACAUUUUAACGUGAUAUCUCCUGAAACCGGGAAAUAACAGCAGGGGUACAUCGCUUGCGUUAUAUAGGCCCUAUCUUAAAUAAACAUUUGACUAAAGCCCAUUUUAGUCUAUAAUGCCUCCACAAGACGUCGAUCACAUUGGUUUAAAAUGUUUCCGCAUUUUAUAAUAGGACGGCGUUAUUAAAUAGCCAUGUUGAUAAGAAGGACCAUUCGGAUUUGUAAAGAUUACCGAGAAGUGCAGUGCACAAGACUGCCUCCUUGUCGCUCUUUUUGAGAAGGGAUUGGCAAUGCACUAGUUGACAGGAAGAACAUAUUAUACCUGAGACUUCCCUAAAGAAACUGUAUAGGCCGGGGAUGGAUGCCUUAUGUCACGUGAGCCCAUUCUAUAUGUGUGCCCAUUCUAUAUAAUAAUAAUAAUAAUAUGCCAUUUAGCAGACGCUUUUAUCCAAAGCGACUUACAGUCGUGCGUGCAUACAUUUUUGUGUAUGGGUGGUCCCGGGGAUCGAACCCACUACCUUGGCGUUACAAGCGCCGUGCUCUACCAGCUGAGCUACAGAGGACCACAUAUGCUUCUUAGACUAUAUACAAUAGUCAUAGUGUGAGAUAGAUUAAAUGAAAAACUGUAAAAACAUUACAUUAACGGAUAGCAAAUAGUGACAGUGAUAUACAGUAUGUGUAUAUUAUUGAGUUUGUUUAAACAUUUAUACAAUUUAUCGACCAACAUACCUAUGAGUAUUCCUGAUUUUACCAUUGUAUGACUAAGGCCAGGAGUUUUUCCCGAUCAUUUGGCCUGACCAGGAAAAACUCCUGGCCUCCGAUAUGAUACCAGUUUAUUUUCUGGUAAUAAAUGUGUUAUGAUGUUUGUUUGUCCCCUUGUUCAUGCAGGAUGGCAGAGCCUGAGCCGCCCCUCUCAUGUGACUGCUUUGUAUCCCUGCCCCCCGGCUCGCAAGAUGAUCACGUGAUCUUUGGGAAGAACUCGGACCGUCCUAGAGAUGAGGUCCAGGAGGUUCUUUACUACCCAGCAACCAGUCACCCAUCUGGGACCAUGCUGGAGGUAAGCUAGGCCUAGCUUCACUUCACCCCAUAGAUUGACCCUGCUGCAAACCACAACCAUGCUGCCAUCUUGGAUCGGGGCUCUCUUUAAAAAGAGAUUUGAUCUCAAUGAGAUGAAACCUGGAUGAAUCAUGGUUAAAGAACUAAAAUCCAUCUGCCCUCUGAGUAUUGUAUGUAGGCCGGUAGUCAGAGUGUAGGCCUUUAUGUUAAAAAUGGUCACAACAGGUGUUUUGCUCUGUGACCAACAUCACUAAUUGGAUUAGAGUUGUUUUCACUGGUGAGCAGUCAGUCUGGGCAAGAUAACGGAGAAGGGUCAUCAAAGCUCUAAAAUACCCGUCCUUUGUAUACACAAUCAACAUUUUCUAAUUUACUAUUCACAAAGUUUAAAGUUUGAAUGAUAGACUAUCAUUUAUACGUAUUUUUACGCCUUCAUGUUAUCAACGGUUUAUAUGACAGGCUUAAGGUAUUGGCUGAGUACGUGUUGGUAUGGUUUGCCAGUAGAUUUUAUGUUACAAUCAAAUAAAAAGAGAAUUGAACAACAAUGUGAGUCUCCAUCUCUCGUCCUACAGUGCACGUACAUUCAGAUCCCCCAAGCAGAACACACCCAUGCUGUGGUCCUCAGCCGGCCUUCCUGGCUGUGGGGGGCCGAGAUGGGGGCCAACGACAAGGGGGUCUGCAUCGGGAACGAGGCUGUGUGGACCCGUGAAGCCAUCGAUCCAGGGGAAGCCCUGCUAGGAAUGGACCUGGUCCGGUAAGCACUGCUAACCCUAAGUCAGCAUUCCAAACAGUAGUGUUGUUUUGGGGGCCAAGUGAAUCCUAACUUCAGAAUCACAUCACUCAAAGUUUGGUGUGAAUAAUCAAUGCAUUGAUGUAACUGGUACAUUUGUUGAAAUGUAGAUAUACUUGCACAUCUCCAGUUAGGAUUUCAGCCUGUAGUCAGAAAAGCAAUAUAGAGCUUUGCAGUAGAAGAUAGGCUACUGUAAAUGUACUAGGUAGACUUCCUUCAUCACAGGUUAAUACUUACAUGUGUGUGUAGGGACUAGUUGUGUAAACAAAGAUAGGCCUACUGCCGAAACAUUGCUAUGGGAGUUUUGAUUGAAUCCGGCCCAAGUGUGUUUUCACUUAUGUCAUAAAGCUGUCUUUACAUUGUCAUAAGCAUAACAUAAGAUUUCAUAAACAGGGUUGAAUCAAAAUCCUUAUUUAUUCAUCUCUGCAUACGCAGUUUAAUGGAUUUUGUAGUGUAACGCUGAACAAAUCAAUGUAACAGUUAGCAGUUGGCAAAGGCAGCCGCAGGUUGCUCCUGUUGUACCACUGACUGCAGUGGUAUAUCAGCAGCAUGACUCUAACCUACUCCAGGGGUUGCAGCUCUGUGGCUGACCCUGUGCUGCUACCAGCCUCUCAGGUGUGUGUAUGUGUGGUGUCUGGGGAAUAAUAUAAUUUCUAUUUGAUUCUAUUCUACUCAUAAUCUAUUCUGUUCUACCGCUAUACUUCUAUUCUACCGGUAUUCUACUCUACUCUACACUACUCUAUUGACAGCUUGGGGUUGGAGCGUGCGGACAGUGCCUGGGGGGCGGUGAGUGUGAUCACUGGUCUGCUGGAGCAGCACGGCCAGGGGGGGCCAUGCAGGGAGGACCCGGCGCCCUUCAGCUACCACAACUCCUUCCUCCUGGUGGACCGCAAUGAGGCCUGGGUCCUGGAGACCGCCGGCAAGCUCUGGGUGGCACAGAAAGUCACAGGUGAGGAAACUGUUCUAACACCGUGGGAGCUGUAGCGUGAAUGAACUUUGUGGGGGGAAACUGAGGGUGGCACAGGAAGUUACAUGGUGAGGAAAUUGCUGUAACACCACUGGAGCUGUAGUGUGGACAGUAAUCUGUUUUGAAACAGAGGUUGGUUUUGGGGUGAUCUCUGUUAAGAAGUCAAAUCUUGCAUAACUUGGUCAGCUGAGUGAUUCAUUUCUUUGUUCAUACAGUAGGUGUUAGAAAUUGAAGUCUUCACCCUCGCAUAAAGAAAUCUCUCAGCCAAAGCCCCCCCCCCCCCCCCCUCUCUCCUUCCGAUCCGUGUGGGCACACGUGCGAACCACUCGAGGCAAAGUAGUUUAAGCACUGCCUUCGCCCAAUCCUGAUACGUGCAAAUAACCAGUGACGAAAACCCCAAAACCGGAAACAAAUGCUGCUCCUUAUCUCACACAUCCCAUUCAGUCUCUGCAGAUUCUUCUCGGUCUACACGCAAAAUCUGCUCACGGGAGAUUCGUUUUGUGGUUUUACCCUUAUGGUUAAGGUUAGGAUUGGGGGAUGGUAAGCUGAUCCUAGAACGGUGCGUAUCUGAGCAACUUCUACCAGCAGCAUACAACUAUGCACCCCCCCCCCCCACCUGUCUUUGCUUCCCACAGAGGGGGUGAAGAACAUCUCUAAUGCGCUGACGAUUGGGACGGAUAUCUCGGCGGAGCACCCAGAGCUGCGGAGUGUGGCCCAGGCCCAGGGUUGGUGGAGCGGCGAGGGAGAGUUCUGCUUCAACGAGGUGUUCAAGUCUGAAAACCCCCCCGCCAGGAUGGAACUGGCCAAGAAGCGCUACAGUGGGGGCACACAGCUCCUCCAACAGCAUGAUGGUGAGGGAGACUAUUCUUUCUAUUCUAUUCUAAUCUAAUUCAACACAUUCAACUCCUAAUAACUGUAAAAACUCCCAAAAUGAUGUUAAAGCAGGCUCUAUUAACAACACUAUACAUGGUUGGUUAGGUUGGCGUAUUGCUUAUACAGCUAUUUUUACGUACAUGUAAUAAAGGCCUGGUAUCCCCUCUUACCAUAGAAAGUAAGUUGAAUGUAACUAGCUAUCUAGCUAUGCCAUUUCCUGUCUCCUGUCAUUUCCUUUCCCAUAAAAAUAUACGACUAAUAGCCUACUUAGACAAUACAUUUUCUGGGUUCCCCAGGUUCUGUGACGGCCAAGGUGAUGAUGUCCAUCCUGAGGGACAAGCCCAGUGGGAUCUGCAUGGACUCUGGGGGGUUCCGCACCACUGGCAGCAUGGUGUCCAUCCUGCCCCGCGACCCCAGCCUGCCCUGCAUCCACUUCCUCACUGCCACCCCCGACCCCUCCAGGUGCGUCACCUCACCGGCCUGGUCCCAAACUAAUCACUCUGACCCUAACCCCAUUGUUGUCUGCUCCUUGUGUUUAAUCUGAAUGGGCUGGAUAAGUGUGUUUACCAGAGAGCUAUGUUGUAAUGUUACUAUUUUGCUGAUACCUUUCCAGUUCUUCCAGAUUUGCAAGAGGGACUCAACAAGGGUGUAGGAGAAGUGGCAAGGGAUUGGUUUGGAACCAGUCCCAGGAACCCCUCAGGCUAUCUGGAAGUGCUUCUUAAGAUUCAGACUCAGAUAACCUCUUUGCCUUUUAUCUCUGUAUCGCUCUUCUUCAUCUUCAUCAUUUCCUCCUUUGGCAAAACUGCGUCUUGAUUGGAGUUUCUCUGUGUCUGUGUGUUUCAUUUGGUCCUUACCCCUCCCCUCCUCCUUCUGGGCUGUCCUCCACCCUGCCAGGUCUGUUUUCAAGCCUUUUAUCUUCUCUGAGUCUGUGACCCCAGUGUCGAGGGUGAUCUCCCCACAGUACGGCCCAGACGACCCGGUCAGAAAGCAGCCGCGCUUCCAGAGCCAAGUGGACCGCAGGCAUGACCUGUACAAGGCCCAUGAGGGGGCCCUGCAGACUAUGGAGACCAACCCGGUACGUGUAGGAGGGGUUAGAAUCAAAUAUGGGGAGAAUAUGCCAUGGCCCUACUGUAAUAGGCUACAAUUUCAUACAGUAUUUGCAGCAGAUCCUCUUUUUUACAUUGAUGAGUGUGGGUAUGGACUGAUGGAUAUUAUAUUAUGUACAUCACCGACUACGAACUGUAUUUUUGCAUGUGUUUGUUUCUGUCCCUCAGGAUGCAGGGAAUGCUCUAACGGAGACGUUGAGGAUGUUGGAGGGCCAGUGUCUGACGGACAUAGCAGCCCUGCUAAGUGGAGAAACACCAGCAGAUGAGGAGCUGGGGGACCUGUUCUUUGACUGUGUGGACACGGAGCUGAAGUUCUACCAGUGAGGAGGUAAGAACUGUGUGUGUGUGUGUGUGUCUCUAUGUGUUUCAGAAGUACAGUAACCUUCUCAUUACUCCAAUGUUGCCUCCAAUUGCUCUCUGUUACAGCGCCCUCAUGUGGAGAUCGAUAGUGCUUGCAGAUCGGCAGGAGAUGGCCCUGGGACUGUAACAUCCUGUGCUCCUGUUAGAUUGGCUCCCUCCCGUCUCACGCAUACAAACCCCCUGAUGCCAUUCCAUCCAUAAUUAACACAGAAUAUAAAUGUCUUAACGUUCCAAGGGAUUGGAGCAUCAUUAACAUCUGUACCACCCCAGGGAGCAAUGCUCGCACCACAUUAGUGAGUAUGUGAUGGACCACUACAGGAGUGUAUGUAUGUGACUAUGUGUAGAUCUGUUUGACAUUAAAACACCUACUGUAAGUAUGCCAUUUGUAAAACGUGCUAUUCAUUGUUGCAAGUGAAUGGGGGUUAGUUGACUUGACUGCCCCCAUGGGAAUUAACUAAUAAAAUAUUAGCUCUGUCUGCUGAUGUGUCUGUCCUGUAUUAACACUGUAGUUUAAAACAAACACUGCAGUAUUCAAUUCAGUAAUUCAGUGUGUACUGACGUAAUAUUUAGUACAGUUAAGUAAAGAAGUAAAGAAUUCAACAAAUA